AUGGACGAGGACAUCUCCAAUUUCGUCGCCAUCACGGCUGCCAGCCCGGAGGCCGCUCGCGGUUUCCUAGAGAUGGCCAACAACAAUCUCGAGCAGGCCAUUCAGCUUUUCUUUGAGAACCCCGACAUUCAGAGCAGUUUCAACCAGGCCCCUGCCAUCUCGUCGACAGCGCCCCCAGUGCCCUCGAGCACCCGACCGAAUGUAGGACGGCAGGACGAACGCGGGGUCAUUCACAUAGAUAGUGAUGACGACGGCGAUACUGCGAUGACGGUGGACGAUAUGGACGAUAACUUCGGACACGACGACUCCGAGAUCGCGGCUAAUGCCCAGGUGGCGGCCAUCGCUCGAAGUGCCCAGGAGGAGGAAGACGCCGCGAUGGCUAAGAGAUUACAGGAGGAGCUCUACGGUGGUGGACCCGGAGGUGGCGGUGGCGGCGGUGGCAUUGGUGGUCAGGAUGAUGUCAGGUCGCCCAUCGCCAGAACCACCGAGACACUGGUUGGAGGCUACGACGGUGACGAUGGUAUGGACAUGGACACCAUCAUCCGGGCACAAAUGAGGCAGAGAGAAGCUGCCAGGGCAGCUCGAGCUGGCGGCGGAAAUCCCUUUGCUCAUAACCUGUCCAUUUGGGAUGACGACAGCCCAGUUGCAGCCCAACCCGCUCAACCAGCCGCGACGGAAGGCGGCACGCGAGCCCAGAGACUGGCAGAGCUUUUCCGCCCUCCCUACGACAUCAUGUCUAGACUGGACUGGGAUGAGGCGAGGCAGGAGGGCAAGGACGAGAAGAAGUGGAUCCUCGUUAACCUCCAGGAUAUGAGCGACUUCAACUGCCAGGCCUUGAAUCGAGAUAUUUGGAAGGAUGCUGCUGUACGGCGGCUAUUGGAUGAGGCCUUCAUCUUCCUGCAGUAUGACAAAGAUGCCAUGGCGGCACAGCAGUAUAUCAACUUUUAUUUCCACGGCACCGGUCACGAGAACCCAGACAACUACCCGCACGUCGCCAUUAUUGACCCGAGAACAGGAGAGCAAGUCAAGGUUUGGAGUGGAAGGCCGUUUCCCAGCGCCUCAGAUUUCCACGCGCAGCUGGCCGAAUUCCUGGACCGCUACAGCCUGGCGGCGAACAGCAAGAACCCCGUGGUGGACCAAGCAGCGCCGCGCCCCAAGACCGUCGACGUCGACCGGAUGACGGAGGACGAAAUGCUGGAGAUGGCAUUGCAAAAUAGUCUUGCAGCGUCAAACGGUGGUGGCAGCAGCUCCAAGCCCAAGACGGGCGUCUUCGAUCCCGAUGCGCUCACCAAGUUGGACUCUUCUAGCGGCCAAGGCAAGGGCAUACCUCCACCUGAGGAGGCAGCAGGCGGCAUAACUCCUCCUGCGGAGCCGGCAGCGACGCAGAGCAUCUGGGCCAAGAUUGCGAGCGACAAGCCGCACACGGAACCCGAGAAUAACCCGGCGACGACGACGCGGAUACAGUUCAAACACCCCACUGGACGUGUUAUCCGGCGAUUCAACCUGGACGAUCCGGUCAGGCGCAUUUACGAGUGGCUCAAGGCUGAACCUCUCGAGGGCAAGGGAGGCAUCGAGGUUGAGCUGAAGCGCGUGCCUCAGGGCCAGGAUCUGAGCGAUGGGCUGGACAAGACCAUCUUGGAGGCUGGGCUCAAAAAUGGAACCGUCAUGGUUGAGUUCAUCGAGGACUAG
Molecule: messenger RNA, 1689 nt
Organism: Colletotrichum orchidophilum
Lineage: Eukaryota; Fungi; Ascomycota; Sordariomycetes; Glomerellales; Glomerellaceae
Product: UBX domain-containing protein
Exons: 2
Coding region: 1-1689 (562 amino acids)
Biological process (GO): proteasome-mediated ubiquitin-dependent protein catabolic process
Cellular component (GO): nucleus
Molecular function (GO): ubiquitin binding
Source: RefSeq, a predicted model, not a curated record